Molecule: messenger RNA, 1071 nt
Organism: Pollicipes pollicipes
Lineage: Eukaryota; Metazoa; Arthropoda; Thecostraca; Pollicipedomorpha; Pollicipedidae
Product: potassium channel subfamily K member 12-like
Exons: 3
Coding region: 97-1071 (324 amino acids)
Biological process (GO): potassium ion transmembrane transport; stabilization of membrane potential
Cellular component (GO): plasma membrane
Molecular function (GO): outward rectifier potassium channel activity; potassium ion leak channel activity
Source: RefSeq, a predicted model, not a curated record
GGCGCCGCGCUCUUCCGCUGGGCCGAGCGUGACCACGAGCUGCGGUCGCAGCGCACCUACGCCCACCUGUUCGAGGAUUUCCGGCGCAACCUGACCAUGGGCGGCGCGCCAACCUUGGCCGACCUCGACCGGCUGCUGGACGCGCACUUAAUAGCCAACCGGCUAGGCCUGCUGCACCACCGACCCCAGUGGGACUUCUCGGGCAGCUUCCACUUCUCCUGCACGGUCGUCUCCACCAUCGGCUGGGGAUGGACGGCGCCGCAGACCACUGUCGGCCGGAUCUGCCUCAUCGUUUACGGCAUCCUGGGCUGCGCCGGCGGCAUCCUCUUCUUCAACCUCUUCCUCGAGCGCUUCAUCACGCUGCUCUCGCACGUCAUGCGCGUGUACCACUCGUGGCAGGUGGAGCGGCGGAUGGCGAUGUCGCGUGCACCCUCGCGCCUCUCGCGACCCGACAGCCUCAGCUCGCAGGCUUCGCAGGCCGGCAAGUGGAAGCCGUCGGUGUACUGGGUGCUGCUGUACCUGCUGGUAUGCACCUGUCUCGUGCUGCAGCUCGGCGCCGCGCUCUACCUGAGCAUGGAGCGCUGGGACUACCUGCGCGCGAUCUACUACACGUUCGUCUCGUUCGCGACUAUCGGGUUCGGCGACAUGGUGGCCGGCAUUCGACCCGACCACUUCUACGGCGCCGCUCAGUGGUACGGCGUCGCCAACUUCCUCGUCACGGUCGCCGGCGUGUGCUGCAUGUACUCGCUCUUCAACAUCGUCUCCAUCAUCAUCAAGCAGCUGUUGAACUACGUUAUCGGCCGCGUGGACGGUGUGUGCGCGUCGACAGUGUGGCCGGCGGGCGAGCCGCUGGAGAAGGGACGCCUCGACUCCGGCCGGCCCCGCUCCGGCCGGCUGCCCAGCCUGCCCACGCCUCGCCUCUCCCCCGACCAGCUCAAGUCGACCUCGUCGCGCGACGAACUGGACGCCGAGGGCAUCACCGCCGACCGGUGCGCCGGCCGCGCGCCCGAUAGCAUCAUUUUCACGCGCGAGCUGCUGCAAGCUAACAGGACUGUGGAGCGCUCGGUCUAG